CUUCCUCAGAUUGGAGAUAGACUGGCCUUUUUUUUUAUCUUUCUACAUAGCCUUUUAUUUUUCAAACUAUGGACACAUAACUUCGUAAUUGUCUCAGCUAUAGCCAGUGCCCUGAACUGUUGUGAUAAAGGUUAGGCUACUUUGGCAUAGGCAUUUGAACCGCACAGGUGACAGCUGUGUCGCGGACACCUGCCACGUUCCGACGGAAGAGAGCGCAUAUGUUAUGCUGUCUGCCACCUAUAUUGUAGACCAGAGAAUUAGAUUAAAUGCCUCCGUAAAUGUCAAGUUAUUCGGAAAUUAUUUUUUUCCGCACGCAUUUUAUAGUCUUACAGAUUUGUUGGCCUCAAGGGUUGUAAAGAUUAUGCUAGCCCACAUCGGGAAGGCGGUAUUGUGACAUCCGAGGAAACACUCCGGCUCAAAAUGAAAGUUUUAGAAAGUUUAUGCCUGAUCAUCAGCUUCACGACGCUUCUAUCUUUGAUUCACUGUGAGCUCCUGUCCUCCAUUACACCCGAUCAAGCAGAGGAUGUGGACGGCAUCUACUUUGUGCAGUUGGACUCAGUACCUGAGGUGGUGACAGGAGGCAAUACUACGGCACGUGUCCGCUACCAGUGCCCUAGAGCAUGCAAAGUCAGCCUAGAGGUCGUGCUCACCUCCCCGCACAAGAUUGAGCAGCUGGUCUUCAGAAGGACAUGGACCAGUGUCAAAAACCUGGGCUACCCCAGGGUCCGAAUGGUGCCGCUGAAGUUCCCCGCUGCCAUCAUAUAUAAGCAGGAUUUUUCCCGCAGGCAAACCAUAGACGGCCAUGAGGUGAUGAUAAGGGCUUGGCUGGCCCACACUGACACACAUGCCAUGGAGACCCGCCCUGGGGAUGGAGACUAUCACGGCUCCCUGGCACACACUUCUAAGCUUCUCCGCACGGUUCCGCCGGCCGAACGUCCAGCUUCACCACACACAGCGAGCGCAUCGUGGGGGGCUGAAUUAAUGCGGCUGCUGACUAGAGGCAGAAUUCACCAGUGUCCCUAUGAGUCAGAUAUUGUAGAUCUGAUGCAAUUCCCCAUGGCGAGCACUGGAGAAAAUUACGGGGUCAUCCGCACCUUCCAGCCCUUUGUUAACAAGGAGCUUGAGACGGCUCGGUAUCAAAACAUGGAGCAUCCAAGAAUGGCCAUCUCAAUGUGGAUCUACCUGUUGAGCUGGUGUAGAGGUAUGCGCUGUGGGAUCGUUAAGCACGUUAAUGAGCGGAGUGACUAUGGCACACCCCUUAUCCUGCUGACAAACACAGGAGAUAUAGUGAUUCAGGUGCGGCUAGCUUCAGGAGUCGAGCGAGCCUUCACAUCUUACACUGCCCUGCCUAUCCAGACAUGGAUUCGUUUGGACUGCUAUGUUCAAUAUUCCCAGGUGAAACUUCAAGUAAAUUAUGAAACAGCCUCUGAAGGAAAGGUUGAUGCGGUGCAUGCUUUUAACUUUCACGGGGACAUUCUGUGCAAUGACACGUCGGGAUACUUAGUCAUUGGAGGAAGCAAAUUCAUGGGAGCCUUCCAUGGCUACGUUGGGCCAGUCCGGUAUUAUCGCCUCGGCACAGAAAAGGUAAAUAACCCACUGUCACCCUCAAAGACACUGGAAGCCUUAGACAGGACCCACUGGGAGUGUGAGGAGAUGGAACUGGUGAUAGCGGAGUUCAUUGACGAGCUAAGACUUCACAGAGACGUCUCCUUGCAAGAUCACUGUCACUCAUACUAUGAAGUUCAAAAGAGAAGGUAUGGACAGGUGACUUGCGCUCAGGUGCUUAACUGGGACUUGCAGAAGAAAUACCAGCCUCUAUUCAAGCUGAUAGAGACUCAAGAGGACCUCACAUCAGGGGGGUGGAGCAGCUCGGCAGCUAGACGCCUCAGCAGCUGGUUCUUUGAAGAUGCAGUGAGAAGAAUAGCCAAAAGGGAACCUGUAGCUGGACCGGGGCCUACGCUCUCACCCGUGGCUCUGCUCAAGGUGUCCUCUUGCCUCGGACAGCACCAGGCCUCGCUGCUGCUGGCCGCAGUUCAUCUGGCUGGCUUUGGGGUCCCCAAGGACCUUCCGCAGGGUCAUUUGUACAGCUUGAGGGGAGCCGCAGCAGACAGUCGCCUGGCUCUCCUGCACCUGGGCUACAAGCACAUGUACGGCCUCGACGGCAUCUCCAGGGACCACGACAUGGCAUACCAUUACUAUGCAAACAUUGGAAGGCAGACCAGUAUUGACAAAGACAGUAUUCAAGAAUCCCAGCAAUACAUAACAGACCCCAUCCACAUCAGUGUCGAGGAGGAGCUGAACACGCAGAUGGGCGAGACAGAUGAUGUUGUUCAGUACAUCAAACUUCAAGCUGAGAGGGGAGACAUUGAGGCUCAGAAACACCUGGCCAAGAUUCUCUUCUGGGGAUUGAAUGGUGUGUCUAAGGACGUGGCGACUGCUGUGAAGUGGUAUGCCCAAAGCGCUUUGCAGAUGACUGAUGCCAGAGCCAUGUUCGACUACUCCAUCUUACUAGUCAAGGGCCAAGGUGUGAAGAAGAAUGCAACCUUAGGACUUCAACUUAUGGAGAAAGCUGCUGCCAUGGGCUGCGUAGAGGCGUUGAAUGGGCUGGGAUGGUACUACAGCACCAUCGUGAAAGAACCCAAGAGAGCUCUGAUGUACUUCCAGCAGGCGGCCCAAAAUGGAAGCAGCGAUGCCAUGUUCAAUAUCGGAGUCUUUCAUCUGCAGGGGCACCCCGUGAGGAACGAGACCGCUGCCUUUGAGUGCUUCCUGAAUUCCUCGCACUACGGUCACGUGGACGGUGCUAUAGAGGCGGCCCAGAGCCUCAGCGUCGGGAAUCUUCCCGGAGUCACGCGGGACGUGGAAAAAGCUGCGAUCCUGCUGAAGAGGAUCAGCGAGCAGAACGGACACCUGGGAUACGCCAACAGGGAAGCCCUCCAAGCCUAUCUCCAGGGCGCCCGGGACGAGGCGCUGGUGAGGUACACCAUGCUGGCGGAGACGGGCCUGGGAGUGGCGCAGAGCAACGCUGCCCAUCUGUGUGAGGAGCUGAACCACAGCAGUGUGUGUCAUUAUCGAUAUUACAACCACUCCAUCUAUAACCAUGCCCCACACUACUCCGGCCUGUUAAAGAUGGGUGACCUAUACUUUCAAAACUUACUGACGGGUGGUAUGUCCAUGGCCAUGGAGAUGUACAGCAGAGCUGCAUUAGCUGGCAGUCCUCAGGGGAUAUACAAUUUGGCAGUUUUGAUAGAGGAAGGACAAGAUAUCCCCCAGAGCAUUCUAAACAACAUGGGGGCUGCCGCUGAGAAGAGGAACGAUAACAGAGCCAUUGUGCAGCGUCUACUGCAAAGAUGCGUGGAGAUUGCAGAGGAGUGGGAAGGAGACACUUUAAACCCGUGCGCUCUGGCCUUAUUACGAGUCAACAUCCAAACAGCCUGGAGGGACUUCACCCAGGACACACUGCAGUUAGCACUGGCGUACGGAAUGCUCGGAGGAUUUCUCAUUGUUCUGGCUUAUGUUAUUGGGCAGAUUACAUUAGGGCGUGGCGGCGAGGCCGUAUCCACCCGGCAACGUGACGGCGCAUUAGCCGGGUCAGGAGAUUCAGCACCUGUCCGUCCGGCUGACAGGCAGCCCAGGGACGAAAUGGAUGGCGCCUCUCGAAGAGAAAUGGGAUCCCUCCGAGUCAAUCCAUCAGACGGGUCGGCGCAGCCAGGUGUGUCUCCGCCGCACCGGAAUCGGAAUCGGCGGGAGCGGGAGCGGGAGCUGAGGGAGGGCAUCGACGCGGUCGUCACGGUGGCAGGGGUGUGUCUGUGCGCCCUGACCACUAUGAUUGUCUCUCACAUGUUGUGACGGGACAGAAUGAGAUGCUGCGGGACGAGUCCAGCAUUUUACUUGAUCCACGUACUGUAUCCUUCCCCGAGUUUAUUUAUGUCGUGAACAUGCACAGGACUGAUGGCCAACUGAAUGUCAUUACUGGUUCAAAAGUGUAGUCCAUGAAGCGUGUGUAUAAUGCAAGAAAUGGAACUCAAUGGAGAAGAAACCUUUACACAGGCUUGUGUUGGGCACUGGUACAGUGCUAUAGAGGAGCACAACAAUAUUGCUAUGAUUUUCUGCUCUUGGUUGGGAAAACAGGUCUCUGUGCUUCUGUUGCACCAGACAUACUUUCUUUGAAAUACUUUUUCUUUUUUUUUUCCAUUCCAUCUGGGUAAAUCUUUUUCAAAAUGUAUUAUCAUUAAUAAACCACAAGAUGGCAGAAACGGCAUUUACACGUCAACAAAGGCUGACACUGACAACUCUAUCUUGCAUCUCACUUUCCUGUGGAAGCAUUGCUCAGAGGCUCUCCCAAAACACACACACACACACACACACACACACAAGCACACACAAUUUAUUUAUGAACACGUUUGAUGAUUUUUGAUAGUCGCAAUCACCAAUUCAGCAGUCAAGCAUUUCCCCCCACUCCUGAUGCUAGUAAAGAUGUGCUUCAGUUGUGAGUAUUUUUGUUGGUUUGUGUUGACAUUACCUCAGAAUACAGCUGCUGAGUGAGAGGCCCAGCGUUACAUUUGAGAGAUGGAACAGCACUGUGUUUGCAGUACAGCUGUGGCCUGCUUUAAAUGCUUGGGGCCAGGCACCUGGUGUUUUAGCAAUGUUUCAUGGCUGGAGAAAAAAAAAAAUGCUUGCUUUCAUUAUUUUUGUUGUCUCAAAAGUGACAUCUACUGGUGAACAUAUGCACCUGCGUGUGUUAUUAACUGAAUCCAUCUGCCACUGUCAAUCAGCCUGGAGAAAGUGGCCUGGCUCGUUUUUAACACAUCAAUGCAGAUGUGGGCCAGUGUUCCUCAGACUGAUGUUACUGCUGCCCCUGAGAGGAUGGGUAAUUGGCCGGAGUGGAAUGAUCAGUGAAGGAAAAGUAGCUAAUUCAGCAGAGGGAUAGCACUGGUGCGGCAGUAAUUUUCUCACUUUUUACCGUACACACAUAUUUGAAGGAAUUUGAUAAAAGACUUGACUGGGCUGCAGUUUGUGAGUUCUUGGCAGGAGAGAGGAAAGUUACAGAAAUUCACAUUUCAAGCAGCAGUGAUUUGAAAGAGGCUCAACACAGGCAGCGUGAAGCAUGGAGAGACACAUGGUGAGCGGCCAGCUGAUUUUAGAAUCCACCCGCACUGAUUUUAGUAUUCACCAUUCUGUUUUCACAAACAGGAGCUUUUGGAAGCCUGCAUGAGUUCUGACAAAGGAAGAUACCCUUAUCUAGAAACAGGACAAGGUCUACUGGUAUUGCAACAAGCUUCUGGUGAGCUGUCCUCUGCAUUGUACGAGAUGUAAUAGAAACAAUAGGAUCCGGUGUGCUUAUAAGAGAACUCACAGGCUGUCACACAGGAGAAGGGAAUGCACAGGCAAUUUCAUGGCCUCAUUCAAACGGAUACAACAACACCAGGAAUAUACUGCACAUUCUUACGCUUACAGAAAGAUCUCACUAUACCCAGCUCAAAUUGUGUGGGAGAUGCUUUUGAAAAGAAACAGUUGCUGUGUAAACGAUGAAGAUUGGCAUUUGGCCCAAGGCACAACAAAUGACUCACAUCUUGUGUCUGAGGCGAUUUCACAGAACGAGCUUGACUGUAAUUUCAACCUUUGUCGAUGUGACAAAAACAUUGAUAGCUGUAAUUUACUAAAGUCUGGCCCGAUGGGUCAAAACAGCUGUGAUUGCUGUUUACCUCAUGGACUCGACACCACACAGAGCAAUUCCACCUGCCCAAGAUUCGGAGUAAAUGUCCCCUAAAUUGACCAGACCUUGGCUUCUUGUUGUGAUUCCUUUGCCCACAUAUUAACCCUUAUCCUGAGCUGUGAAGACGGCGACUAAACCAAAGCAAUUUUAUGACGUAUUUAUAAUAAGAGGCAACAGAAGUGUUCUGAAAUGUCACUGGGCAAGGCAGCACACUUAGCAGGAAAUUAUAUAACUGUAUAGCAAAGUGAAUGUGGUUUGGUCUGACACUGCUAGAGUCAAUGGACACUAGCCAACAAUGACCCCUACUGUGAAGAGCAAAUCAGAUAACAAAUCAGAGUCAGCAAUAUAGGCAUGAUUUUAGUGAUGGAUGGUGAUGGUCAAGAAGAUUGCUACCGUUUCAAGGAGUCACUAUGUUCCAAUAGGUAAACCAUUAGGAAUGGUGAUCUCUAUCAGCCACAUGUGAGUGAUAAAGCCUAAUUGAGCUGGACUUGGCCAGCUGGACUGCCGCUAAUCACCUUGUGGGUGUACAGUAUUUGUGUGUGUGUGUGUUUGUGUGUGUGCAAUGCAUCCAAAGUCUUCUCCCAUCUGACCUGGCGGAAGUUGCCGCCCUGAUAUUCACAGGAAAGUAUAAUUUCAGCAUGGGUGGAGAACAUCAUCGGAGGAACUGUCUGAGUCCUUAUCAUCCAUGGCAAACAAUUUAGCAAUGUCUCAGAACAGCUUGUUAGGAAGAGUGUGUCAAACGCGUAACAUGACAGGGGAUAUUGGUAAAGUUUGGACUUAGUCACCUUUUUGCACCACUUUCCAGGAAAGCCACAAUAGAACAAAGUCUGUACUUUUUGCUGGUUGUAAAGUGUACGGCCCAAUUUAUCGCUACAAUCUGUUUUUUUUUUUUCUAUUUGUAAGACUAGGCAUACUCUUGUCAUUCAGUCUAUGAAAUGCAGGAGCGUAAACCACAGGUGUCGAGUUAGUUUCAGAAUUUGGAUAAAGUGCCAUGUUUGAUCAGAGCCAAUGUUUGUGUAAAGCAAGGGUUAAUGUUUGGCUCAGGGUAUGGAUAACACAGCAAGUCUUAUUUGUGGAAUAAUUUACAAUGGCCAAUAAUCAUUGCUUUAUAUUUACAUUAUAAAACAAUGUUUGAUAAAUUAACUUUAUUUUAAAGUCCUUUUUGAAUUCUCAAAUCGCUGAACAAAACAUGGGAACGCUAUGAAUACAAUGAAUGAUAUUGAGGUUUGGAAAAGAGUGUUUUUACAUGUACAGUACGUGUAAUCUAACAGUUUAAAAAUGAAAUGUUGCUGUUUAAUCCCUGUCUGCUUCACAAAGUCUCACUCAAACUUCGAUUGUGGUCUUGUUCACAGUUCUUGAGAAGUUUCCUGUCAGUCUCAAUUUCCCGUAACCCUUAUGUUACCCUCAAAUCUUACCGACAUUCGUCAUCCUUGGGGUCAAUUUGACCCCAGCUAAAUACACUCUCAGAAAAUGAUUAUAAUUUAUAUUUUUACCCAGUUUUUUGUGGCAGGGACUUACAGUAACAAGAGUGUGAUAGCCACCAUCAAAAGCCCUACAAAACAAUCCCACUCCCUCACACCCCUUUAUGAACCCUGGAACCCUGGGUGGCAAUAUUGCCCAUCCAGUGUCAGCAGCCCAAAGGCUUGCUGUUGCUUCACUUUUUUUUUUACUUUUCAUUCCUGCCAAAAUAACUGAUACGCAAUAUGUACGUGUAUACAUGUAUGUAAAAAUGAUGAUGUGUUCUCAUACUAUUGCAAUAGUAGAUCCAUAAUGUGUCAACUAUUCAUUUACCUUACUGUAUGUUUCAUACAGCUGGGGUCAAAUUGACCCCAAGGAACACCAAUAACAAAUAUUUGUAAAAUACAUUUUCAUACUGUUGUACCCUUCAAAUGAGGAAAAGUCAUGAAAGGUGAAGCAAAACAGUGAACUUGACCCCAAGGAUAACAUGAGGGAUAAGCUUAAAUAAACAGUUAGAUAUAAGAUAA
This is a messenger RNA of Sardina pilchardus (European sardine), 7698 nucleotides long. Its product is annotated as protein sel-1 homolog 3-like. The transcript has 24 exons. The coding region runs from base 421 to 3846 and encodes 1141 amino acids. Gene Ontology annotation, molecular function: protein binding. The record is from RefSeq and is a predicted model, not a curated record. NCBI's taxonomy places the organism in Eukaryota, Metazoa, Chordata, Actinopteri, Clupeiformes, Clupeidae.